AUGACGAAUGAUACCGCCCCGGGGGAUAAUUCCGUCUUGGAGCCUAUCGCGAAGUUUGCGCGGCAGCUAUUAACGGGGGACGACAAACUCACCAAUAACCUUCUCCAGGAUCUGUCCAUUAUCGGGACCGACGCCACGGGCAAUCCGACGACCUUUUUAAGAACCAACGCCGGCGAUGAUAAUCCAUCACCGGUGCAUCUCGGCGUCCUGCGGGCUCUGUUUUUUUUCUGUAAUUGCCUGUGCGGAUCUAAUUUCCACCGGCGCCCAGAGUUUUUUGACAUUUCUUUUGAUUUACUUCGCUUUGUGUACCUUUAUCAUAGUGAUAUAGCAUGUCUCGUGACCGAUGCGAACCUGCUUCUUCGCCGCAUCCUCACAAGCGGCACCGGCGGCAGCGUUUUUCUCGGCUCGGACAAACUUCUUGCCGUGGUUCGGGCCAUCGCGCAGGAUGGCAUUCCUUCCUUUCGCGCGGUCCACAAAUUGGAUCCGGCGAUGCCGCUUUUACCUCGCGAGGUGCGGAGUGGGUUUUAUACUGCCUUUAUGACUCUCGUCGAGGCGCGCGAGCAGGCGGGGUUUCAUGUGGAAAAUGUCGUAUCCAAGUUAUUCACCCAAAUGAUUUCGCCGGAGGGUUUAUUUCACAACCCCGCGCAGACCUUUAUCGACCUCACGGCGCUCUCUCGUGGGGUGAAGCGACCGACUACGCUUUUGGUGAUUCUCGAACGCGUAUUAAACUGCAAGAAUGAGUUUAUACAGGUCAUGAAUAAAGACGUAAACUGCGCGACCCUCGUUGUGCGUUGGCUAACGGCGUUAUGUACCCUAGGCCAGAACCUACUGGAGAACGGUCCUAUAGGGGAGAUGCAUUGCUCUCUGAGUAGUUUUGUGAUGCGGAUGUUGAACCACUUUUUCGAUCUCGUGUCCUUUCCUUCCUCUUUGGCUCAGCGAGGGGACCUCGACGAAGGAUGCGGUCCCAACGGGGAAGAUUCUGCGGUCCAUUUAAAUUCGAUGGUGCUGUUUGAUUUUGACUCCGAACGUGUGGAGGCGACCGUGGUGUACGACCUUUCGGACUUCCUCUACUGCAUGUGCUGCGCACCAUGGAGCAAUCUAGGGAUUAUGCAUUACUAUGAACGACACACCGUGGAGAUGUUUUUUACUGGGUCUGUGCAGUUUUUUACUUUUCUUCCGGUGGAUAUGCUCAUGUCGAGCGAAAGCGGGCGAAAUCGCGUCUUCAGCGCCAUGCUCGCGGCCUUGACCACGGACGGUCCCGUUUUUCAACAACUGCAUCAUCUUCUCGUUCGGCAAAAUAUGUGGGACCGAAUUUUGCGGUAUCUGACUAGGUGCCUUUCCUAUUUUUACCUUCCCGCGAUCCUCAAACUAAUGUUCAUAAUCGUGCACAACGAGACCAUUAGCGGAUAUAAUGAAAAUGACGAGGAUUCCAUACCACGAACACCGCCGUUAUCUUUCUAUGGCGGUUUAUCGGAGAGAACUCUUAGCCUUGUUCUUCGCGAGGUCGUUCUGCUCGUGGCAAUCUCGCCGUAUUUGGAGAAAAACGAAUGCGCCCAUGCCUUUUUCUUGAUCGAAAAAUGCUUUAGGCGUGCCCCUGCAUUAUCCACAGACCACUUUGUUCGUCUCCUUGAUGUGUGUUCUGCUUAUCACAGGGUUCGCAUUCGAUACAUAAAGAACAGUGUCCGAGAAGGGCAUGAUUUUUCCACCUUAAUGAAUCUAUACUUAGGAUGCUUUGGUCAGUCCUCUAAAGUAUCUAUCCUGGCAGCGUGGUAA
Messenger RNA from Phytomonas sp. Hart1, 1773 nucleotides. The record is from the annotation of a GenBank genome assembly. NCBI's taxonomy places the organism in Eukaryota, Euglenozoa, Kinetoplastea, Trypanosomatida, Trypanosomatidae.